Messenger RNA from Sordaria macrospora k-hell, 1845 nucleotides. NCBI's taxonomy places the organism in Eukaryota, Fungi, Ascomycota, Sordariomycetes, Sordariales, Sordariaceae. The record is from RefSeq and is a predicted model, not a curated record.
AUGUCGACGCAGCAGCAAGCCAUAAUCAUGGACACCAUUGUGUCCAUAAGGAAGACACUGAAAAGGAAAGCUUAUGGUAAGCUUAACUCGCCCUUCCCCGACAUCAUGGCCCUUCUCUUGUUCGCGUUUCCCAUGACUAACCAUGGCCACCAUCCACCCUCGACAGAAUCCGACUCCGACUCGUCAAUCGACCACAACACGAACCGAGGCUACAAGCUCAAGAAACGCGCACGAUUUGUCAAGCAAGGCCGUCUUGCCAACUCGAAUGGACCAGCAGCCUACAAGGAGGUCGUUGAACAUGCGGGCUAUCAGCGCGCCGUCAUCAACCAGAACCUGCCCCUCAUCGACGAGGACGGCUACGAUAUCGACAGUGACGAUAACGAAGAGCGCGUCCAGGAAGCAAUCAGCGCUACCAUGGACGAGAACCCAUACGCAUCGAUCCGGUUAGAACAACUACUCGCACCCCUUACAUCCGUCACCGACCUACCGAAUCACCCGACCCUGUCGCGACCAUUCAAAUCGAAAGCCCUGACCGAACUCGUCAACCAGGCCAACGCCAUUAGCCGAAGAGAGAAUGUUGCCUUGUGGAAGGUCAAACCGUUGCUUACCAAAUUCGUCGGCGACAACUCGUGGGCCCCGUGCGGCAUGAUGAUUGAACCGACCGACCACGAUCUCUUUGAGGAUACCUCGAGCUUCAUCAAAUGGGUCAGCAAUUGGAUCCCGAAUGCUGCUGAUGCCGUGUCAGCUGGAAAUAAUACCAAGGCGAUCGAGAACGGACCUGUCAACGACGACAACCACGAGGCAUCGGCCUCGGAGCCUAAGGAGGCUGCCCAGACAAAUGGCGACAGUGGGGAUAAACCCGUUCCAGAUUCAGUUGCCGACGAUGAUCACCUCCCUGAUGCUGACGCACACCCAGACGAGAAGGAGGGAACCGAGGAGGACAGCGCGCCAAAGGUCAAUGGCGAGAAGACGACAGACGAAGAUGUUGAGAUGACCGAAUCUACAGAACCAGCCGAGUCAGCACCCACUGACACCAAGACGGAGGCCCCGCAACCCAACGGCGAGACAAGCAAGGAGCCUGAGCAAGCGCAAACAGAGACAGUAACAACGGAGAUAACCACGCAAAGCGCAGACGAAACUACGAAUGUAGAUCAACCGGCACCGGCACCGGCACCAGUAGAUGGACCGACAGAGCCAGCAACAACAGUAUCUGAAGACAUGGAAAUGGCAAACGCGCCCAACGGUGAAGCUAUCAAGGAGGCGGCGGAACAUCAACCAGCAAUCUCAGGUGCCGAGCCUGAGAAGAACCCAGAGCAAAUGGAGCACAACCACGAGCAACAACAACCACACCAAGAAGCUCAAGAGGAGCAACACGUUCAUGGUGCAGAGGACUUGCGAGCCAAGCCUAAUGCUCAACGCAAUGCUGCCCUCAGCGCCGUGGCGUCAGUAGCGGCACUCCAGGAAUUUCUCGACGCACCAUAUAUUCACCCCAUCUUCCUCGCCCCACGAACCUCGCAUCCCGACCGCGAUUUCGGUCUCCCCGAGCAAGAAGCCGAAGACGUCCGCCGGUUGCUCCAGCUGUACGUGCAAAAGCAGGAAGAAGUCUGCCGCGGCACCCGCAAGCUGUACGAGGGUCUGCGCAAAGCAGACCGGUACCGACAAACGGUGCUCUCGUGGGCCAAGGCCGAAGCGCACAGCGGAGCCAACCGCGACAUGUCGGACGGCGAAGACUGGUACGACAAGGAGGAGUGGGGUUUAACGGAAGAACUCAAGAAGGGAGAGGAUGAGGUGGAGGAGGAGACGGCGGUGACGCAGAAGAAGACGAGGAACAGGAAGCGGUCCUGA